UCUUCGCCCCGGAGCGCAACUGAGAAAACAAAAAAAAAAGCCAGCGGCCGAGCCCUCCACCGCCGCCGCCGCCGCCGCCGGCUGCCAACCACCGCCUCGUCUCCCUCACACCUCGUCGGCCUACGCCCUCUCCCUCCCCCCCUUCCCCUCUCCUCACAGAUCAGUGCGCCCCCUCCUCCUCCAGCUCGCCUUCCUCGCCCCCUCCUCGACGUCCUCGUCGGGUGCGCCGUGCAUCACCCGGCUGGCGCGCGCCGGCUGACCCAGCCGUCUAUCGCAGCCCCGUCAUCGUCACGCACCCGGGCGAGGGGCGACAGCGCGGCCUGGAGGAUCAGAGCCUCCUACGGCGCAGCAGGGCGACGACACCUCCACCUCCUACAUCGGCGCUUCCUAAGUCAAGUUCGUCGAGGCCGGCAGCGCCCGCGCCGUCCCGCUCAUCUACAAGGCUACAACGAGCCCGCGAGCGCCUCCUCGAGGACGCAACGAAGGCUGUGAUGGCUGUGAGCUUGAAAACAAUCCCAGAAAUACAGAAGGUAUACAAGCGGAGAGUGCGCCGGCAGGUCCCUGUGAUACCUGACGAGAUUGUCUUUGAGAUUCUUGUCCGGCUGCCUGUUAAAGCUAUCAUAAGGUUCAAGUCCGUCAACAAGACUUGGCAUGCUAUCAUCUCUCAUCCAUGCUUCAUCGGUUCACAUUUCCAACAAUCUGCCAAGAACCAAGAACGUAAGCCUUCCUUCCUCAUCACCCCACAUAUCCUGGACAAGGUGAUCGAUAGCGAGGCCUGGCCAACCACCUUUUCCAACUACAUCCCCUUCUACUCAUGGCAAGAGGGCCAGGACAAUGCGUGCCUUGUUCACUCAACAACCUUCCGUGGCGAGUUUGGGUCAGUUCACAACAUGGUGCACUGCGACGGGCUUGUAGUGCUCCUGACCAACACCAAGGUGUUUGUCUUCAACCCAGCAAUACAUGAUGUCCUUAAGCUGCGUAAUGGCCAAAAGGAUGAGUGGCAAUUCCCGACUGUCGGUUUGGGCUUUGACCCACGCACGAGCAAGUACAAGGUUGCUCGCUUCUUUUACGGUUCAAUAAAUUUUUCUACAAGGACUUAUAGUGUGGGAAUGGAAAUCUUUACUAUCGGUGGUGAUGAUAACUCCUGGCGGAGUGUUGCGGAGGAUCCACCGUUGCCAAUUGAGCCGGGGACUGUCACACACUUUAAGGGCUCUUUGUAUUUGCUUGUAUGGGAUGAACUCGUUGAAAGGUGCCCACAAGGUGUUCUUCGCUUCAGUUUAGAAGAUGAAACAUUUAGUUUCAUAUGCCAUCCUCAACUUCAGUCAUGCAAAGGGGAGCGGCUCAACUUUAUUGAGCUAGGUGGAGAACUAUGCCUAGCUCAAUGCCUUGAUGGGAAACAAGUAAUAUGGAUGCUGCACUCUGUCGACGGUCAUGAAUGGAUUCAACACCGUGUUAUUAUCUUACCUAAGCCAGAGCUGUACAAAACUUUAUCGGUCCUUCCUAAAGAUGUUUUGCUUAUUCGCAGUGGUAAUUGUCUUUACCACUAUGCUGAUGCCCGUCGAGAUGCAAGGGAAGUGGGUCGUCUGGAUCAGCUGAGGUAUAAGAAUCCUAGAGUUGGGUCCUUUGAUUAUGUUGGUCUGGAUACCUUCAUCUUCGACAUGUUUUCAUACACGGAGAGUCUUCAUCCAGUGACAAAGCAAGGCAAACAGAGAAUCUAUAAGGAUGGAAAUGAAGCAUUAGAUGGAUGAUGAAAAGCAUUCGAGAGAAGCCAUCUUAAAUAUCAGUUUAGUUUGUCUUUUACUCCCAAUGUAAACUAAUAUAAGAACGUUUAGAUUACUAAAGUAGUGAUCUAAAUGCUCUUAUAUUAGUUUACGGAGGGAGUAUCAUUGUAACCGCAGGCCAUACGGGGCCAUACAUGUACCGUUUGUUUACCUGCCUGAACAAUG
Messenger RNA from Triticum dicoccoides, 1946 nucleotides. RefSeq names its product putative F-box protein At1g47790. Gene Ontology annotation, molecular function: protein binding. The transcript is spliced from 2 exons. The coding region runs from base 492 to 1748 and encodes 418 amino acids. Lineage: Eukaryota; Viridiplantae; Streptophyta; Magnoliopsida; Poales; Poaceae. The record is from RefSeq and is a predicted model, not a curated record.